UCCACUUUUCCAGUGUCCACUUGUCCACUUCUCCAUUCUUCCGUCUCAGGACAUGCAACACCCUCAGUACGCCCUCCGACUCGCAAGUUAAUGACGUUCGGCAGAGACUAUAGUAAUAUUGCGCAGUCUUGUGAGUGAAUAAAGAUGACAUCUACGUUUUUCACGAGCUUUACUGGAUAUGGGAAAACAGGAGUUCGAGUCCUGAAAAUCAAACGCUGCAAUGAGAGAUAUCACAGUAUAAAAGAGAUCGAAGUUUCCAUAGAGUUGAAACUCGAGGACAAGAAUGACUAUCUUCACGGGGACAACGCUUCUGUGAUCCCUACAGAUACACAGAAAAAUACCAUUUAUGCAUUGGCGAAAAAUAACGAGCUUAAUUCAAUUGAAGAAUUUGGUGUUACUGUAUGCCAGCAUUUCCUUCAUAACCACAAACAUGUAGAAAGUGUCUGUGUUGACAUUGAGGAAGCACCAUGGAAGCGAAUAAACCAGGGUGGCCAAGAGCAUGCUCACUCAUUUGUCAUGGAUUCGGAAGUCAUACGUUUCUGUCAAGUCACUCACAUAAGAGGAGAAAAGCCCAAAGUCUCUGGUGGCUUAAAAGGUCUGAAAGUGCUCAAGACGACGCAAUCAGGAUUUAAAGGUUUUCUCAAAGACCAGUAUACUGUUCUUCCCGAGGUUGACGACCGUUGCUUUUGUACUGUGGUGACCUGUAAAUAUGAUUAUGACAACACUGAUGUGGACUUCAACACAGUGUGGCAAAUUGUCAAAUCCUCAAUCCUCCAGGAAUUUGCUGGUCCAGCUCAUUCUGGUGUUUACUCAGCCAGUGUCCAGAACACUAUCUACUUAACUGAAGUCUCCAUCUUGAAUCAAGUUCCCCAGAUUGGUUAUGUAGAAAUGGUAAUGCCUAAUGCACACUAUUUCAACUUUAACUUGGCUCCUUUUGGAAUUGAAAACAACAAUGAAGUACUGAUGCCUAUGGACAAACCAUCUGGAAACAUUAAAGCAGGAUUGUCAAGGAGACAAAAGUCAAAAUUGUGAAUUAUUGAUCMGUAAAAAAUCCAAAAAUGAAGUACAGACACCUUAAAUUUUUGAGGGUGCAGUUAUUCAUACACUGUUGUUUUUAAUCAAAACAUAUAUUUCUAAUAAUUGCUUGAAGUGAACCAGGUAGCUUUUCAGGAUCAAACUGUUCUGUACUUAGGUGUGAUAUUAAAUUGCAUUAUUUGUAGCAA
This is a messenger RNA of Exaiptasia diaphana, 1223 nucleotides long. RefSeq names its product uricase. The record is from RefSeq and is a predicted model, not a curated record. Gene Ontology annotation, molecular function: urate oxidase activity. NCBI's taxonomy places the organism in Eukaryota, Metazoa, Cnidaria, Anthozoa, Actiniaria, Aiptasiidae. The transcript has 10 exons. Gene Ontology annotation, cellular component: peroxisome. Gene Ontology annotation, biological process: urate catabolic process; purine nucleobase catabolic process. Bases 145 to 1032 code for a protein of 295 amino acids.